This is a messenger RNA of Physcomitrium patens, 5946 nucleotides long. RefSeq lists its product as uncharacterized. Gene Ontology annotation, molecular function: DNA-binding transcription factor activity, RNA polymerase II-specific; RNA polymerase II cis-regulatory region sequence-specific DNA binding. The record is from RefSeq and is a predicted model, not a curated record. Gene Ontology annotation, cellular component: nucleus. Lineage: Eukaryota; Viridiplantae; Streptophyta; Bryopsida; Funariales; Funariaceae. Gene Ontology annotation, biological process: Mo-molybdopterin cofactor biosynthetic process; regulation of DNA-templated transcription.
CCCCAGGAGCACACCCAUCAGCACAAGAAGAAGAAGCCAGCAGCAGCAGAACAACAACAUCAACAACAGCAACUAAAUAACAACUAGGGAACACCACAACCACCACCUCCGCUACUCCCAUCACGAAGAAGAAGAAGCAGCAACAGCACCUGCUGCUGGUGGAGGAUGAAGGUUGUGAAGGUGAUGGAGAUGGUGGCGAUGAUGAUGACGAGUGGGGUGCAGUAGUCGUAGCAGAUGCCUGUCUACUUCUACACUACUACCCCUUCCGAGACGGGAGAGAUAGUUAGAGACUGUGUGUGUGUGAGAGAGAGAGAGAGAGAGAGAGAGAGAGAGCGCGAGCGAGUAUGGCAAGGGUAGAACGUGGGAGUAGAUUAGAAGUGGGACGAGGGAGCUAGCUGGGUGGAGUCGGAUGAUGAUGCGUUUCGUAGUGGGGCGCGGGGCGAGGGAGAGAGCAGAAGGAGGGCGAGGAGGAGGAGGAGGAGGGCGAGGGGAGAAGAGGGAAGACGGAGAGUGGUGGUGGGAGAUGGGGGAAGAAAAGAAGGACGGAGGCACGCUGCAAUACCCCCCAUAGCCCUCCCCUCCUCCUCCCCUCCCUCAAAAACUGUCCCAAUUGGGUUCCGAUCAGUGCAGUGUCGUGAUGCAGCGUUGCCACUGCCCUGUAUGUCCCCGUGCCGACGCGGCGGAUAUGGGUGUGACCACUGCUCCCCCCGAGAAGUUCAACUGACGGGGGCUAUAGCCUUGGCUUCCCUUUUGUCUUGCCUUUCACUUCACUGGCUGGUUCAGGAAGCCUUAACGCAACGGCAGUUGGGACGGGUUCUCUCUUGCAACGCUUAUUUUUUAGUAGUUGGUGAUGUUUCUUUUUUAGUGAGAGUUGGAUAGUGGAGGAGUAGUGCGUUUGUCUGCCUGAACUUUCCAUUUCUUGGUUCUCGUAGUCGAGGAGAGUGCGAGUCUUGCAAAAUCUUAGCAGCCGGCGGUUCAGCAGGUUGAAGGGCGAGUUCUUUUUGAGUGGGCGAGUGGGGGAUUGAGGGACGCAUUUCUGGGUGUGCUAGUCGCUGCUUGCUAGGUUCGAAGUACAUGAUCAUACGGUACCUUCCGGGCGAGUAGAGAAGGCGGAUGGAGGCACAAUCAACCUGAUCAGUAGCUACUUCUCUACCCAAUUGCGAAUCCACUUUGACAUGGCGAGCUAGGCGGUGCCACUCAGAAACUCGUCAACUAGAGAAUUGCCGAAGACAAUGAUAGACGACAUAAGAGACUGCCGUGGUGGCUGUGGUGAUUUCUAAAAACAUCUAGUAGCCUCUCAUAGUGUUUAAUUGAGUGACCAUGGAACGCACAAAAUGGUACUUUUCCGGUAGGGUGGUGAGGAGAAACUGAAGACGUUUGGAGAUGAUCAAUUGUGGAAUCUUCGAGAAAAUUGUAACUAUCACGUCGCCGUAGAAGGGUAGUAUAGUGAUAGAUAGGAAGGAUAGAAGAUAAUCACUCACUGUUUAGAUUAGGAGGUUGUUGCGACGAGGGAUCGAAGCAUUAAUCCAGGCCUCAAUGACACUCAAAGAAACUCAUGGAAUGCUUAAAAAUUCUGCUCCAUCGCCGUCUGGUCCGUUGUCCCCUAGAGUCGGUUCGGCAUUAAGUCCGGGUGGACCGUACACGGUGGAUAUCAGGAUGCAAUUAUCAGUGGGCGACACAAAAGCGUCCGGCAGUAGCACCAAUGUUGUCGCAGCAACAGCACUUGGGGGCAGCUCCAAGGUGGCUGCCUUGAACAAUCUCCCAAGCACAGGAAGCUCUCUUCAGAACCAAAGCCUCAACAGGUUGCAACAUCCAUCUCUCGGGGAUGGCGCCCCAACCACCAGGCAGCAGCACGAUGAAACAACAUCAAACUUUCCGACGUUUCACGAGAUGGGUUCGACGGCGGUGAACGUGUCGCAACAGCGGCAACAAGCAUCAUCUUAUACGCUGCAAAGCCAUGAGCAACACGAGAAUACCUCGGGAAAAGGGCUGAUGUACAACAUUUCUGACAAGACGUCGCCGGGAUGGAGGGGAAGGCGGACACGGGAGUGGAGCGGUGACUUUCAAGAGAGGUCCUCGCAAGUCACUUCAGAGAAUUGGGCAUCUCCUCGAAGUGCAGAUGGAGAUGAGCCCACCAGCCUACAUUUUCAAGAUCAAUGGAGUAACAGGAAGGACCUCCACCUCUCUGCUGCAAACCAAAGCUGUGCUCCAGCCACGCUAUGCAGCAAGAGAGCCAGGGUUUCCAAGCUGCUGUGUCAUCCGCGGCAGGAUUCAGGCUGCUUGACAACGUCUCCACCCACCAGCCCAUCUCAAGACGAGAGUGCGACCAACAGUAGCAACAUGUGGGAGAGUCUCUUUCAGCGAUCCCACAUCAUGCAAUCGUCGAAACCAGGGGCCUUUGCAACGGGGAAACAAACAGAAGCUGGGAGUACAAGCACCGAGGGUCAUAGAUCUAUCCAGCUGGAUGCUACAAACGUACAAAUGGAUCUCGGUGAUGAAAGUAUGGUUGCAAAGAUUCAAGCAGGAGAAGCUCGAAAUGAUUUGCCUGCUUCCAUGACAACAUGCUCCGAGGAACAUUUGAAGAGGUUCCAAGAAGCGCAAAGGAAUAUUGAGCUCCAACAGACAAAUUCUGGGACCAUCGCUGGAGGUGGAAUACGAUUUGAGUCGAGCCCCAACAAUUUGUUAUCAGAUGUUAUAACAGACACUCUGCGGAGCCGGGAGUUGCCGAAUCAGCAGAUCGGUUCCAGCAGUGGUUACCUUGGUAGUACUACCUACAGUGCAAUCGACGGAUGGCCGCAGGAGGGAGGGAGUGUAACCGACUACUUGCUGCUUACGAGCGCAGUGCACAAAGCUAACCUCCUCGACCUUCAAAUACAAGAGAACCAACGAAAUUUGAAACAAGGCAUUCUAAACUGCUGCUCGGACGAGUACAUGAGCGGAUCAAGGCCUACAGAUACGGUUGACUAUCAGACAGGCUUACGGAUGGGAUCAAAUGGUGUCAGCUUGGAAGAGAAUGGUUCACCGUUCUGCUACAGCAGUUUGAGCAUGUUACCAGGGCACGAAUUUUCCGUUACGAACGAUUUCUUCAUGGAUUCUCGAUGCAACCCUGGCGAGCAGCUCACUGCCAGAGCUGCUUACGAGAAGACCCGAAACGAGCAACGGGGCGAUUGUCUUCCCAGUAAGCGUGUCUUCAAACGUUCUUCUAAGGGUGGUCCUCGUCGACCACACAUCAUCAAAGGACAAUGGACUCCCGAAGAAGACAGGUACUUGGUGGAGUUGGUGGAAAGGCAUGGACAACAACGCUGGUCGCUUAUUGCCACACAAUUGACGGGCCGCAUUGGGAAGCAGUGCCGAGAGCGCUGGCACAAUCACCUCCGACCUGAUAUCAAGCGUGACGGAUGGAACACGGAGGAAGAGGAAGCUCUGGUGUCAGCUCAUAACAAACUUGGAAACCGUUGGGCAGACAUCGCGAAGAUGAUUCCUGGGCGCACGGAGAAUGCCAUAAAGAAUCACUGGAACGCCACCAUGCGACGGAAAGACUUGAGACGCAAGCACAGGAGGGUUGCGGACGGGUCCUCGGACGGUUUAGAGGUUGUCCCUCGCUGCACUAUUUUGCGCGAUUACCAGCAGAAAGUGGUUGCUCAGGGGGGCGGGCGGAAAGGCAGGGUGUUCAAAUCUCUCCCCACCGUGGACGAUGUAGAUCGAUUCAACAAAGGCAAUCCCGAUGACACACACUCUGGUACUCCUGAAUCGGACUCCCCGCAGCUGACUUGUGGCUCCCCUCCUGGCUGGACUUCCAACGAGAUCGAGAAGCUCACGCUUCCAGCGCGCAUUGUGGAGAUGAACAGCACUCCAGAGCCCGAUCACACCAUCAUGAACAACAAAAUGGGGAGAAAGGAUUUACAAGAAGAAGUAGAGGGAACAAGAGCAUCGACUCAGUAUGUGAAUCCCCUCGCCCACGGAAAUCUGAUUUCUCUGGUGCAGUCUGUGGGCUAUGGCGCGUCCUCUGUUUCCUCUGCUAAUCCUUUGCAGUCUCGCGUCUCUGUUUGGGGUCAAGGAGUUGGCAGCUAUUCCAGACCCCCUGUGACUUUCUGGGGUGGUGGGCAGUGGGCAGAAGGGGGCUCAGAAGUUCUCUUUGCAGAGCCUGCUGCUACCGGGAAAGCAGAAGACGAUGAUGCAGCCAUUUGGGUAUCACAAAACAAUGUUCCAGAUUACGGCAGUACAUCGAGAUUCUCAGAUGCUGCCACCUCAGAUGCUGUACCCGUCUACCAAAGCUCGGAACUGCGAGAUCUCAAAGCCACAGAUCAUAUCACGGCUUCUCAGCUUGGAACCUUGGACCAAAUUGUUAACGACAGCUCCAGGAACAGCAACAACCACCCACACUUGCUGCCUUACUCCCUCGAGCGAGGAUCCGCUUCCUCUCAAUCUAAGGGAAUGUUGCAACAGGGCAGGAACAAAUUUUCAAACUUGGAUUUGUCCACCCAAGCUUAUUCUUCUUUGGACGGAUCUGCUCGUCCUCUCCAUGGCCACAGCCACUUCCAGGCCACCGAUGAGCUGGAGCAGCAGCUCGAAAGCACAUCGGGUGCAGCUGGGAGUGUUGCCAGUUUAGAACGCAAAGGGAUUCUAACGACGGGUGACAAUGAGCUGGCGCAGGCAGAUAGGAUUGGAAAUAACACACGCGAAAAUCCGCGAGCUCUCUCGACGAACCCGGAUAUCAUCCUAGCCGCCGCCUCCGCCGCCGCUUCCGAUCAUUGUAGAUACCACCCCAACGCUAAUCCCCUGGCGAUCGUCGAACCGUCUGUUAAAAGAACGGUCACCAUUCCUAACCAUCAGUUAUCAGUGAACUCCUUCGAAAACGCCAAUGCCAAUCAUGAUCCGAGACUGUCAGCCUACUUCGGCAAUCCGUGCCAUGACACAUUCAAUCCUCACCGCCAGCAGGUGAUGAAUUAUGUCACUGGAGGUCCGGAUCAUGAUAUCAGCGAUGUCACAAGCUUGCUGUUGUCCCGAGGGCCUAUGUCGUCCUUGGCAGACGACAUCACCUCGGUGACCUCCGAAUCCACCACCUUCUCCAAUUCCUCUCCUCUCGGCCGGAAGUACUGGGACCAAUCUCCCUCUCACUCCAGCCCCAGCCGAGGACCUGGCGAUCUCGACCUGGUGGAGCUCGUAGCGCAACCUCUAGACCAAGCUCAUUACUUGCGCAAGGUGAAGCACCCCGCCUGCUCGGAAUCUCUGGGCGUGAGCACUAGCGUGUGCACGGUGCCCACCGUGACAGAGAACGGGCGUGACAUUCGCGGCAUCAACUUCCACAGCCAUACCUACCAUGAGGCGGAGGCUAAACUCUAUGACAUUUGCAGCAAGAUGCGCUCGCAGUGGCAGCUUGGCUGCAUUGCCUUAGCUCACAGGGUGGGUGUAGUCGGUGCAGGCGAGGUGUAUGCCGUGGUGGCAGUGACGAGCUCGGACUCGGACUCCUCUUCCCAUGCAACACGAGCUGCCGACUUUGCUGUGGAACUCCUUCGCAGUGGAGGCUCCGCAUUGCAGCACCAUAACGUCCUGCUCUAGUCUCCACAAAAAGCUCGUCACCGACUCACCGACUGCCCAUGCAAUGCUUCGAACCAUGCGUUAAAACACAGCAAAUUUGAGCAGCAGCAGAGCAGUGAGUGGCUCAUUUCCUUGCUCUGAUCACUCACUAAGCCCAUGACUCCCUUAAUGCUUCUUCUGAUUCUUCUUCAUUCUUCUUCUUCUUCUUCGUCGUCUGUGAGACUUGAUGCUGCCACGCCACAACAACUCCCUCCCUCUCAGAGCCGCCAUUGAGCUACUUGCUGCUCUAAUGUGCCUCAUUUUCAGCUGUUUUAUCACGCUUGAAUCCGUGUAUUAUUUAAAAAAUAAAGAAAUAAAAAAAUGAGCACAUCAGCUGCUUCCCAAGUUAUGUACUUGCUAAGUUAUUCA